AUGACCUCUCCGAUCACUUGCCAUGUCCUCAACACGCUGUCUGGGACGCCUGCGGCUGGCCUCAAAGCCAUAUUGACCCUGCUGUCGUCUAACAAUAACACAUCUUCCCAACCUGCAGUGAGCUUCGCUGCCGUUACAAAUGAAGACGGACGCGUCAAAGAGUGGGAGAAAUCUGCCGGCAGGAGUGUGUCGGAUGUUCUGGAGGGGUACAGCCACGGAGAGCGAAUCGCUUGGAGUAUCAAGUUCGAGGUCGGUCCAUGGUAUGAAGAGAAGGGCGUCGAGAGCUUUUGGCCCGAGGUCGAAGUCAAAUUCUAUGUUAAAAAGGGCGAGCGGCAUUACCAUGUGCCCGUAUUGGUCGGUCCGUGGACCUAUACAACCUACAGAGGAUCUUGA
Fonsecaea monophora is the source of this 393-nucleotide messenger RNA. RefSeq names its product hydroxyisourate hydrolase. The coding region runs from base 1 to 393 and encodes 130 amino acids. The transcript has a single exon. Gene Ontology annotation, molecular function: hydroxyisourate hydrolase activity. The record is from RefSeq and is a predicted model, not a curated record. Lineage: Eukaryota; Fungi; Ascomycota; Eurotiomycetes; Chaetothyriales; Herpotrichiellaceae. Gene Ontology annotation, biological process: purine nucleobase metabolic process.